UGAUCGGUACUCUAUCUGGAAUAUAUAAAGCGUCGUUCGCGUAUCUUAAUCGCGUCAAUUAAUCGAGAUAGGAAUUCGGGAUUUCCCGCCAGCCACGAAGUGUUCGCCAAGAUGCAAAAGUGAUCCUUAUUAGCGGCGCGACGUAAUUAAAGCGCGAGCAACCUCGGGUUACUCGAGACACAAACGAGAAAACAUUAAUCUCACGUCCCAUAGAAGAAUCGUGGAAAAUCACAGCCAGCAUGGCGGCCAAUGUGUUCGCUGCUUUCGCGGUGCUUAAGGACCACGUUAAAUUCAAGGUCAAUCAGAACGCGGUAGCCAUUGACAAUCUCGUUUUCAGACUACACUACAGGAUUACGUUUUUGUUGCUUCUCGUUGCAUCGAUUCUAGUCACCUCCAGACAAUUCAUCGGAGAACAUAUAAGAUGUAUCGCCGAUACUGCUGUACCAUCCAAUGUUAUCGAGACCUUCUGUUUUUUCAUGUCCACAUACACCGUGGUGAAGCAUUUGAAUGCUACCGCGGUGCAGCAAGGUGAAUUACCACAUCCUGGCGUUGGACCAGUGGCUAAAGACGACCCCGUCAUACAUCACGCUUAUUAUCAAUGGGUGCCUUUUGUCCUGUUCUUUCAAGCGCUUCUCUUCUACAUGCCGCAUUAUAUAUGGCGAAAAAUGGAAGGUAAUCGGUUAAAUAUGUUAGUUUCGGGAUUACACUUGGCAUCUUUAUUAUUGAGCGAAGAGGAGCUUAAGAUAAAUGACAAUAUCAAGGUACCUUCGAAAAAGGAGCGCGACGAGAAAAUACAGCAGAUUCGCACCGGCUUCAUAAACCGCUUGCACUUGAAUCGUCCGUGGGCAUACGGACUGACUUUUUGCGAGAUUAUGAAUUUUACAAACGUAAUCAUGCAGAUUUAUUUGACCGACUGGUUCCUCGGAGGAGCUUUCCUAGGCCUCGGCCAGUCAAUCUCUGAGCCAAUAUCUAAGGAUAAAAUGAAUCCACUCGAUAUAGUUUUUCCGAAGGUAACCAAAUGUAUUUUUCAUAAAUACGGCCCCUCUGGUUCCAUACAAAAGCACGACGCUCUGUGUGUGAUGGCACUGAACAUCGUUAACGAGAAGAUCUAUACGCUUCUUUGGUUCUGGUUCGUCGCGCUGGCAGUAAUAACCGGUUUGGGAUUGGUUUGGAGAAUGCUGACCAUGAUCCUUCACGCCAGAAGCACGUCAUUCAAUAGAUUCGUAUUUUCCAUGGCCUGCCCUGGGAAAUACAAUCCGUGGAACGUACUCAAGGUCACUCACGAGUAUUACUUCGGCGACUGGCUAUUCCUUUAUUACAUCGCCAAAAAUUUAGACAAUUACGUUUUCAAGGAGCUUCUUCAGAAAUUGGCAGAGGAUCUAGAGAACAAACGUCAUGCGCGUUACAAAAUCUUGCCCCCAGAAGUCGAGGAAGAAUUGCUGAAGAAAAAAUGGGAUGAUAUUAACCCCUCCAUUGAAUUCCCGUAAAUUGAAAACGUGAAUAUAUACAGUGACCGUUAAAUACUCGUUCGUAAGUGGCAUCGCAAUACGAAAGCUAAAAAAUGUUAGAUCAGUCAUAAUCCUUUUAUGAUCGAUAUUAUUUUUUUUAUUUUUUUUUUUUUCGACAGCAACUCAAGCUACGUAAUACAUGAUUGAUAAAUCACAGAAUUCACACACGGAGAUAUUGACAGAAAGCCAAUAUAGUGGUAACUUAAUAUGUAGCUACACAAGUAUUGAACAAAUUAGAAUGAUAUUUAAAAAUGGCUAUCUCGCAUAAAUUAAUAUAUAAUGCAAACUUUAGUAAGCAGAUGACAAGGAGCUAGAUAUAUAUAAUUUUUUUGUACGUUGCACGUGUAAUUGCGCGCAUUCACGGAUAUAUUAUAACACUGCCAAACGAAAAAUAGUUCUUUUUAUAUGUAUGUAAAGGUACUUUAGCGCGAUUGACUGCAAUUGUAGGAUAAUGUGUCUUGCGUGCAUCACGUUAGCAGCCGCGCAUGGCAUAAACGCAUAACCGAUCAUCUUUUAACUAUCUCAUACGGAGAACACGCGUACAUAUGUUGCGUGUGCAUUGUGCACACCCAUAUACAAACUAGUACAUACAUGUAUACGCAAAAAAUACAUUCGUACGUUAUACCGACUCGAUAAAUGACUCGACAAUAGUUCGGAUCGUUAAGUCGUUAAGGUCUUUGAUUGGAAUUGCAUCGUGGCCUACUAUCGAGCACAGUCGUAUUCCAUAGAGUUUUAGGUUUUAUUGCACUCGCUGUACCUCCUAUGGAGCGUUUGAAAAUAUUGACUCGAUGACAAAGGCACGCACAUUUACUUUAUAUAAUAUUCAGAGUUGGAAAGUAGCUUUAUUUGUGCCGUUACAAUAACUUUUUUCUGUAACUAUGACAGUAAUGGCGUUAUAAAUUUUAAAAAAGAAGUAAUUUCGUUACAUUUUUCGAUAAUGAAUUUAAUGGUUGCUCUUGUCGUUGCUUUUUUUCGAAUUUACUCGGUAUAAUUUUCAUACAAAGGAACAUAAAAGUAUUGAAAUGCAGCAUUACAUGAAAGCUAUUGAAAGUUCUUUUUGUUGUUUCUUUCUUUGUAAAGCGAGUAGCACAUAUAAAAUUGUCAAUCAAUAACGAUAUCAGUAAAAUUAUAUCGUUUAUUGUUACUUUAACGUUUAAAAAAUUUUAGUGUUUAGUGUUUAAUUUGAUCUUGUAUUAAAAAAAAAUUAAAGUUUGUAAUGUAUAUUAAAAAAGUAACGGAUAUUGUAACGACUCAUUACUUCUUGAAAAUAACGGUAACGAUAACGAGUUACUUUUUAAAAAAUUGAUAACGAGUAAUGAUAAUGAUUUACUUCUUACUUUAAAAAGAACGGUAAGAGUAACGAGUUACUUUUAUAAAGUAACUUUCCCAACUCUCAUAAUAUUAUAUCUCUAAUGAUUAAUAUAAUAUACAAAAAAAAAAAAAAAUUCACGCUAGAAUCGUUUGUAGCUAAAUAAUUUUAUUAUUAAACCUUUUUUAAAAUCAAUUUCUUAUUUGAAUAAUUUUUUAUAACAUUUAAAUGUGUAUGUGUGUGUGUGUGUGUGUGUGUGUGUGUGUAUGUGUAUAAGAAUGAUAUAUCAAUAAAUAUUUAUAUGAAAAUA
Cataglyphis hispanica is the source of this 3127-nucleotide messenger RNA. It is a transcript of the gene Inx7, whose product is annotated as innexin inx7. Gene Ontology annotation, molecular function: gap junction channel activity. Bases 240 to 1487 code for a protein of 415 amino acids. Gene Ontology annotation, cellular component: gap junction; plasma membrane. The record is from RefSeq and is a predicted model, not a curated record. The transcript is spliced from 7 exons. Lineage: Eukaryota; Metazoa; Arthropoda; Insecta; Hymenoptera; Formicidae. Gene Ontology annotation, biological process: phototransduction.